Messenger RNA from Protopolystoma xenopodis, 441 nucleotides. NCBI's taxonomy places the organism in Eukaryota, Metazoa, Platyhelminthes, Monogenea, Polystomatidea, Polystomatidae. The record is from the annotation of a GenBank genome assembly.
AUGUGGUCUCAUCGGAAACCGAAGGAGCGUUGCCGCGUAGGGAAGACUUUUGAAUUGUUCGGGGAAGUCCUUGGUUUACCGUCCUGCGACCUCGAUGAAACGGUGAGCCAGGGACAUCCUUGCACAAUUCAACAGUCUUCCCUACGCAGCAAUGCUCAUUCGGUUUCCGAUGAGAGCACAUCACAAAUUCUUUCCAAUCAACUUUCCCUUCGAAAUGGAGAUUUGGGCAUUGCAAGUCCCAUGUUGGUUUAUGUUGAGCCAGAUGUAUACCAAAUGAUCGUUCCUUCAGAUCCGCUCACAUGUUGUGAAGUGGAAUCUCUCGAAACCCUCGUCACUGUAGAUCUCGUUGGUGAUCCAAAGAUCCGUUUUUUACAAGCCUGGCGGCUUUGCAGUUUAUUGGCGGUAGUGUCAGUAGAAAUGCGCAAAUCACCUGCCGUGUAA